CAGAUACAUAACCUAUGUCCACUUUGCUUAAAAUUCUAGUGUCUAAUAAUGAGUAUUAACAAACAAGUAGUCUUAAUUACUCAAGACUACAUUGUAAAGUGAAAUCAUGUGCAUGGUGUCACAUCCAUAACGAUGGCCUUGAACGCUUAUCUACUCGCUUAUUCACUUUCGUCGAGAUCAUUCCGCUUUGCGAGCCAAUUAUUUCGCCCUCAUCAACAUUGUCGUCAUUAUAACCGGGACUACGACGUUACAAAUUCUGCAAACAUGAGUGCUGAACAACCGCGCGUUCUUUCGAUUCAAAGUCAUGUUGUUUCUGGAUAUGUUGGCAACAAAAGUGCAACUUUUCCAUUACAAUUGUUAGGGUUUGAAGUUGAUGCCAUCAACUCUGUGCAGUUUUGUAAUCACACUGGAUAUGCAAAGGGCAUUAAAGGCCAAGUAUUAUCUGAUGUCGAUUUGGGUGAUUUGGUUGAGGGACUACAUCUAAAUAACUUAGAUGAUGGCUAUACACAUUUACUGACAGGAUAUAUUGGAUCACCACUGUUUCUUCAGAGGGUUGCAGCUGUAGUUAAACAUUUGAAAACAAUAAAUCCAGGACUUAUUUAUGUUUGUGAUCCGGUAAUGGGCGACAAUGGACAAAUGUACGUCCCUAAAGAAUUACUACCUUUAUAUCAAAAUACAAUCAUACCUCUAGCUGACAUAAUCACGCCAAAUCAAUUUGAAGUGGAACAACUCACCGGCUGUAAAAUUAAUAGCGUCGCAGAUGCAUGGAACGCUAUCGAUAUUCUACACGGUAAAGGAUGUAAAACUGUUGUAUUAUCUUCAAGUGACUUAGGAAAUGAUGGAAAUCUUCUGGCGUUGGCAAGCAGUUCAACUGGAGACAAACGACGCAUAACUCUUGAAAUACCAAAGUUUUCCGGGUCUUUCACUGGCUCUGGUGAUUUAUUCGCGGCUUUAUUCCUAGCAUGGAUGCACAAAUCAAAUAAUAUCGAAACAGCUCUAGAGAAAACCAUCGCUACACUGCAAGCAGUGUUACAAAGAACAUUAACUCACGCCAAAAAAGUAGGUGUAACACCAAGAAGUCUUGAAUUGAAGUUGAUUCAGAGCAAAGGCGACAUUGAGAAUCCAUUAGUGGAAGUCAAAGUCGCCAGAAAUAAUAACUAAUAAAGUUUUGUUGCUAGUUAAUUAUUUGUUAUGUUAUAAAUUAGAAUGUAAUAUGAGCUAUGAUGUGAAUCAUUGUCUUCCAAUGCGUGUUUAAUGUAAUCAGCAUAUGAAACAUGUGACCAGAAAGUGUAAACUAUAAAUAUUGAUGUAACAAUGUAUAGAACCAAGUUUUGAAUGUGUACACUGUACAGUAUUUGAUAUGUUAUAUCAAGUAGUAGAAUUUCUAUGCUAGUCAUGGAUAAAGGUAUCAGAAUAAACUGUAAUCAAAAAUUAUAACUGCAAAACAAGAUUAUGGCGACUAUUACUAAUUUAUAAGUAUUGUUAUUGUGGUUUAGGUGAUAAAGCCGUUGUUAUAGCAACAAAAUAUUGUGUCGUACUUGUAUUGCUUUAUUGUCAACGUAAUUUUUGUUAUUUUACGAAUUGUUUUUAAAUAACAAGAUUUAUCAUUUGUUA
Messenger RNA from Dalotia coriaria, 1614 nucleotides. RefSeq names its product pyridoxal kinase (gene Pdxk). The transcript has 4 exons. Lineage: Eukaryota; Metazoa; Arthropoda; Insecta; Coleoptera; Staphylinidae. The coding region runs from base 133 to 1161 and encodes 342 amino acids. Gene Ontology annotation, biological process: pyridoxal 5'-phosphate salvage. The record is from RefSeq and is a predicted model, not a curated record. Gene Ontology annotation, cellular component: cytosol. Gene Ontology annotation, molecular function: pyridoxal kinase activity.